Molecule: messenger RNA, 952 nt
Organism: Nothobranchius furzeri (turquoise killifish)
Lineage: Eukaryota; Metazoa; Chordata; Actinopteri; Cyprinodontiformes; Nothobranchiidae
Source: RefSeq, a predicted model, not a curated record
GCUGGCGUGGAGCACAUGCUUGUGGUGUGCUGUUUGUCUGAGUGAAGCUGGCAUGGUUUCCCACUCCUCUGCAUCUGUUCCCCAUUAGCAAAGCCGAGCCGAGAGUAUAAAGCAGGGAGCUGACAGAGGCUGGGAGCAGUCUAGUUCCUGCCUGGAUCAUGGGGUUUAGCAUGUGGCUGUGUGUGCUGUGCCUGCAGGCGAGCCUGUUGUCACACGCCGAGGCGAGUCAGGGAGAGGCGUGUGUCGGUGGACGGACCGCAGACAGACAGCUCUGUGGAAAAAGAGAGCCAAGACCUCUACCGCUGGAUGAACGGCUGGAUUUGGUCAGACGUAAGAGGCAGCUGGAGCGGAGGGGUCCCACCCACCUGAGUCACUCCAGCCUACCAGGAGCAUUCUCUGUUAAGGGCUUCCCUAACACUCUCAUUCAGGCCGAUAGGUCCAGAAGACACUUGACUCCAGCAGUGACUAAGAAAAACAGAAGACCUCGCCCCGGCACCUUCUCCCUUCUUAGCUUUGACAGAAAAGACAACCCCCUACAGGUGACCAGAGUGAGGAGACAGGUGAAGCUCGAUCCACCCAAAAGAGGGAAGUCGGGACGUUCUGGAGCCUUCUCUGUCUUGGGAGAUCCUACAAUUGACGAGCAAACUGACAGACCCCAAAACGGCAUGUAGAGGAGCUGCAGAAUGUGAUACAUUUGUAAAUCUUUAUUUAGGGGUUCGUUUUAUUUGUCAGCCGUGAUUAUUUUACCAGUGAGGUAGCUUUCGUCAGCUUUUCUAUAAAGCUUUACUAGAAUAUAUGUACUUUGUUCUAAUAUAUUCCUGCAUGUUGUCACAAUUACAAGUUGUAACCUAUUUAAUCACUGAUUUCUUUUGAAUAUAUUUGAGGUAUAUUUUUGCAGAACUGUUUCUAUUGCUGCUGUAUCAGCUUUGAAUAAAUGUUUAGAGAAAAACAA